Molecule: messenger RNA, 1130 nt
Organism: Trifolium pratense (red clover)
Lineage: Eukaryota; Viridiplantae; Streptophyta; Magnoliopsida; Fabales; Fabaceae
Product: dynamin-like protein ARC5
Exons: 7
Coding region: 307-861 (184 amino acids)
Source: RefSeq, a predicted model, not a curated record
AAGAAAAAUAGAAUAUAGCGACAGUCAUACUGAGGCAGAUGAACAGUAACUGCCGCCGCUUCCCAUUAAACCAGCAGUUACUCCGGCGGUUCGAACUGCCACUGCAUUCUUAAUAGAAUCUUCCUUAUUUUCCCUACUUAAUUUGAUUUUUCAAUCAAAAUUUUCACUCUCUCGCAGAGUUUCACCCUUACCUCCCCAAAUCGAAAUUUCACUCUCGCUCCGUAGCUUCUCAUCACCACCAUAGUUUAUCUCAUAAUCAUCGCCGCCGUAGCUUCUCCUUGCAGGUUCUUUGUGCACGUUAUAGUGAUGAGGGAUUUUUCAACAUUAGAUGCAAAGAAUGCAGGGAUGCGUCUUUAUGGUGGUUCACAAUAUCAUUCGGGCAUGGCUGAAUUUCGUUUUGUAUUUGGAGGAAUCAAGUGCCCUCCAAUAUCUCGGGAAGAAAUUGUAAAUGCUUGCGGAGUUGAAGACAUUCAUGAUGGGACAAACUACUCUAGGACUGCUUGUGUAAUUGCUGUUCCAAAGGCUCAUGACACAUUUGAACCCUUUCUUCAUCAGUUGGGGUCUAGAUUGUUGCAUAUACUUAAGAGAUUGCUCCCAAUUUCUUUUUAUCUUCUUCAGGCCAGAAGACUGAAAGAUGUCAUAUCACAAAUAGAUACCAAACUUGAGGAAAUAAAGGUAUCUGCACAGUCAGACCUGCGGCACCCGGUUUCCCUUGUUGUCCAUCAAAUGCACCAGGCUUUGGAAGCUGCCUUGAUACAUUACGAUGUUGACGAUAAGAAUUUGGAAGCUGCCUUGGUACAUUACGAUGCUGACGAUAAGAGAAGAAAUGCUAAAGGGCCAAAGCCAAAUGGUUAUGUUUAGGAAUUAGGAGAAUGGUAUGUCUAUGUGUUCCAGCAUCACACCAUAACAAUUUAGGAAUUUAUAUUCAAUCAAUUUUUCCGUGACCUCAACAGUAUGGCUAUUUAUCUCUAUAUUGUGAUGAAAUGAAUUAUUUUUUUUUUUUUUUUAAGAAGAAAUUAAUUAUAUUAGAGUUAGUGAGCCAUGCAUUUACUAAUAGUUAGUUCUGUAGAAAUUACUUGUUUACACAUCCUAAGUCCUAACUGCAAGAUGUUCUAGAAUUUAUCUAACUU